UACAUUGCCUGGCGGAAGAACUUUUUGUGUCGAUGUCAUUGCAUUUUUGUUUCUUUGUGUUUAUUUUAUGAAACAUUGUCAGGUACUGUAUAUUACAGCGGUAACUUUUUAUUUAUUUUGUAUAUUUGUUCACUUCUAUGUUAUACGGUACUCUUAUCGCUCCGCCCCUUGGCAACCACCGCUGGUGCGUCGUAGCAACCGUCUUUAGCGUUCGUUCAGUAGAGUAGAGAUGCCGCUGACAGUGAACGACUACACGUGGACCCAAAGCGAGAGCACAGUUUACAUAAGUGUGCCUUUAAAGGGAAUAAAGACCACAAACGUCCAUAUCAUUUGUACGGAUGAGUAUCUAAAGGUCAGUUUCCCCCCGUUUUUAUUUGAAGCGUUUCUGUUUGGUCCGAUAGAUGAGGAAAAAAGUGAUGCCAAAAUCGGAAAUGGUGCUGCGGUUUUUACACUGCAGAAGAAGACGCAUGAGCUGUGGGAGAAGCUCUUUGCAUGUAUUGAUAAAGACACACAGAAGCAGAUCAGAGAGCAAGCGAUUGUCAAAGUCCAGGACAAAGCUGCAGAAAAGUCAAAAGCCAAAGCCACACGGAUUCAACAAGAAAAGAAAUUUGCACUGGAAACAACGAUGAAGCUUGAGAAAGAGGAGCGGGACAGGAUUCAGAAGAUGAAGGAUGAAGAGCGCUUGAGAGCCACAGCAGAGCUCGAGAUCUGGAAAGAAACACAGAGAAAAGCUGAAGAAGAGACAUCAUGCAGCUCACACGAUAACAAACCUGUUCACCAGAAAGCAGAGCAUGCGAAUAUUACACCUGCGGCUAAACCAUUACACAAUACUGCCAAAACUACAACUGAUCAGAAAAGCAGUAAGCAGAAAGCAAAGCCUCUACCUGCUCCUAGAUCUGCUGGCUGUAUUAAGAUCAAUUUCACACCACGAGUGUUUCCCACAGCCCUGCGGGAGUCUCGUGUAGCGGAGGAAGAAGAGUGGUUGAUGAAGCAGGCAGAGGCCAGAAGAACAGCAGACUCACAGCUGAAUGAACUACAGGACCUAACAGAUGAAGAAAGAAAUCCAGAUUGGCUUAAAGAGAAGGGCGAUAAAUUCUUCCUGGCAGGAAACUACCAGGCUGCGGUCAAUGCAUACAGUCUCGCCAUUAAACUCAACAGAAAGAUUCCAGCGUUGUUUUCCAAUCGAGCCGCCUGUCAUCUCAAGAUGAGAAAUCUUCAUAAAGCCAUUGAAGACAGCUCUCAGGCUCUGGAGUUGCUGACGCCUGCAGUUCCCGCAAACGCUGCAGCUCGACUGAAGGCACACGUCAGGCGAGGAACAGCUUUCUGUGAGCUGGAGCUUUAUGUUGAAGGUCUUCAGGAUUAUCAGGCUGCUGUUAAGAUCGAUCCACACAAUGCAGCGCUACAGGCGGAUGCAGAGAAGAUUCGCCAGAUCAUACAGGGAUCCACAUCCAACUCCUGAUGUCUACAUCAAUAAACUGGAAUUAUGCUUGUACUUGUUAUCGAUACAUUGUAUGAGACUGUACAUAAGCAUAUUUUUUAAUGUGACAAAUAAAGUACUGAUUCGGCUGGA
This is a messenger RNA of Misgurnus anguillicaudatus (oriental weatherfish), 1570 nucleotides long. Lineage: Eukaryota; Metazoa; Chordata; Actinopteri; Cypriniformes; Cobitidae. The record is from RefSeq and is a predicted model, not a curated record.